UCAUUUUCAGUAUGAUAAGUUGGCUCUCACUGCUAUUACUUGGUCUUUCCUAGUGAUUUUGACCAAAAAAAAAAAGUCUUUCUUUGUGAAACUUUUUCUGAGCAACUAUGUCUAGGAAGCUUUCACAUCCAAGCAUGGAUGAAAAUGCCAGUAAAAAGGCAAGGUAUGAGGCUGGUGAAACCAAAACCAUAAGGGGAACAGUUGUUUUGAUGAAGAAGAACUUCUUGGAUUUAACUGAUGCCAAGGAUGCUGUUGUUGACCAAAUUGAUGAGGUUCUUGGACAUAAGGUCUCUCUGCAGCUCAUCAGUGCCGUUAAAACUGACCUUGGUAAUAAGGGCAGAGGGAAGCUUGGAAAGCCAGCAUACUUGGAAGGGUGGAAAAUUACAAGUUUAACAGAAAGAGAUGCUACCUUCAGUGUCAACUUUGAAUGGAAUGAGGAGAUUGGAGUCCCAGGGGCUUUCUUGAUCAAGAACUCUCAUCACAAUGAAUUUUAUCUUAAAACUUUGACUCUAGAUGCUGUUCCAGGCCAUGGAAAAGUUUAUUUUGUCUGCAAUUCUUGGAUCUACCACUCUGAGUACUAUAAAAAGGAUCGCGUUUUCUUUGCCAACCAGACUUACCUUCCAAGCGAAACACCAGCACCCUUACAGUAUUAUAGAGAAGAGGAACUGGAAAAUCUGAGAGGAAAUGGAACUGGGAAGCGUGAGGAAUGGGACAGGGUCUACGACUACGAUGUCUAUAAUGAUUUAGGUGAUCCUGAGAAGGGUGAAACACACGUUCGGAAGAUUCUUGGAGGAUCAUCUGGUUACCCUUAUCCUCGUAGAGGAAGAACAGGCCGGCCACCUACAAAAAUUGAUCCUAAAUGCGAAAGCCGGAUGCCAUUAAGGAAAACCUUGGAUAUUUAUGUGCCUAGAGAUGAGAGGUUCAGCCCACUAAAGAUGUCUGAUUUUGCAGCAACAGGACUGAAAACCACAUUUCAGUUCAUUGUCCCGGGGUUUUUGGGUCUUUUUCAUAAAACACCCUUUGAAUUUGAUUCAUUUAAGGAUAUGUUGAAACUCUAUGAAGGUGGAAUCAAGUUGCCUAGUAAAUCUUUCGUGGACAAAGUAAGAGACCAUCUUCCAUUGGAAUUACUGAAAGAACUGCUACGAUCUGAUGGUGAUUAUGUUUUUAAGUUCCCUAUGCCACAAGUAAUCAGAGAGGAUAAAUCGGCAUGGGGGACAGAUGAAGAAUUUGCAAGAGAAAUGCUGGCUGGACUAAAUCCUGUCGUUAUCCGUUGUCUCCAAGAAUUUCCUCCGACAAGCAAGCUAGAUCCUACACUAUUUGGUGAGCAGAGGAGUACAAUCACCGAGGAACAUAUAAAGGACAAUCUAGAUGGAUUAACCAUAGGCCAGGCAAUCAAGGACAAGAAACUUUUCAUUUUGGAUCACCAUGACAGCCUUAUGCCAUACUUGAACCGUAUAAACACAACUACCACACAGACAUAUGCCUCAAGAACAUUGCUUUUCUUGAAAGCAAAUGGUACAUUGAAGCCACUUGCUAUUGAGUUAACUCGAGAGGACAAGCAGUCCAGAAUUGUUCACAAAGUAUAUACACCUGCAGAAAGUGGUGUUGAAGCAAACAUUUGGCGGCUUGCAAAAGCUUAUGUCACAGUGGAUGACUCCGGCUAUCAUCAGCUUGUUUCCCAUUGGUUGCACACUCAUGCAGUAACCGAACCAUUUAUCAUAGCAACAAACAGACAUUUAAGUGUUCUUCAUCCGAUUUAUAAGCUUCUGCAUCCUCACUUCCGCGACACAAUGUACAUUAAUGCAUUGGCCCGUCAAAUGCUCAUCAAUGCUGAUGGAAUUCUUGAAAUGACAGUUUUUCCAGGGAAGUUUUCUCUGGAAAUGUCAGCUACCAUUUACAAGGACUGGGUUUUCCCCCAGCAAGCUUUGCCUGCAGAUCUCAUCAAGAGAGGAAUGGCUGUGGAGGACUCAAGCCAACCUCAUGGCAUCAAGCUAGUAAUAGAGGACUAUCCAUAUGCCGUAGACGGGCUCGAGAUUUGGUCUGCAAUCAAACAUUGGGUGACAGACUAUUGCAACUUCUAUUACAAGACCGAUGAAAUGGUCCAGAACGACACAGAAUUGCAGUCUUGGUGGAACGAAGUAAGGGAGAAGGGGCACGGAGACAAGAAGGAUGAACCAUGGUGGCCUCAGAUGCAGACUCGUGAACAACUCAUAGAUUGUUGCACAAUCAUAAUAUGGAUAGCUUCAGCACUUCAUGCAGCAAUAAAUUUCGGGCAGUAUCCUUAUGGAGGAUACCCUCCAAACCGUCCAUCGAUGAGCAGGAGGUUCAUGCCCGAGCCCGAAACUUCUGAGUAUGAAGAGCUUAAGUCCAACCCUGAGAAGGCUUUUUUGAAGACAAUCACCCCUCUGCCACAAAGCAUACUUGGUAUUGGCUUGAUAGAAGCAUUGUCAUUGCAUACAUCUGAUGAAGUCUUCCUUGGCAAAAGAGCUCCUGAAUGGACCACAGAUGAAGAACCACUACAAGCAUUUGAAAGAUUUGGGAAGAAGCUAGAAGAAAUUGAACAUAAGAUUAUUAAAAUGAACAAUGAUACAAACUUGAAGAACAGAGUUGGACCUGCCAAUAUUCCCUACACUUUGCUAUGUCCUAGUAGUGAGCUUGGACUUACUGGCCGCGGAAUUCCCAACAGUGUUUCAAUAUAAUUCUUAUCGGGCAGAGGCCGACUUAGUUAGGUUCUAUGGGUUCAAGUGAGUUCAUUGCUAACGACAAGAACCAUGUAUACAUAUAAUAAGAUUGCACCUAAUAACUCUAACCAUGGAUUUACCUUUCGGCCAAAUAAGAAGCUUUUGAGCAGUCAUUUAUAACUACUGGGAAGAGACAUGCAGCAAACAUGAAUGUAAUGUUUUGUAUUACUAUAUUCAGAAAUCAGAAGGUAAAGAACUGUCUUCUACCUUUGAAGUACUUUAGGAUUAUAUCCCGCGCCGAGGAUUUGUGCUUGGAUAUAAAUGCUGCUGAACAGCCAGUAAAGAAAAAGUUCAAUUUCUAUACAAUCAUAAAUCAUGAAUUUUAAAUGAACUUUCGUGUUAAAAGGGACGAAGUAUGACAAUGACAAACUCCAUAGGACCAUAGCUAUAUGUCCACCAUUAACUCUCAAUGGUUGCAAAACUACACUCAUUUUAUUAAAUGGCAUGCAACUGUUAGUAGAAUAUCUGAUAGUCAAUACAUCUACAUCAUUAUUCUUAAGUCUUAGGGUUUCAUUUAUCUUAUUUUACGUUUUGCAUUUGCAAAUACUAGUGCUUAUAAUACAACACACUACAAAUAUAGUAUAGUUUAUUCUUGUUAGCAAAAGAUGUAACGUUUUGAGGAAGAAAAAAAAUAGAAAAACAAGAAAGAAAAAUAUCAAGUAGAAAUAAGAUUAAUCAUUUCACAAAAUGAAUGUAAAAGUCACUCUGGCACUGCAUGAGGGUGUUAGAUAGAAAAUGUUAUAACUGUGGUGACAACAUCAAUUAUCAAUACCCCAUAAUUAAGAGCCUGUUUGGAUUGGCUUAUAAGUUGCCUAUAAGCUGUUUUUAGCUUUUUUGACUGUUUGACUGGUCAGCUUAAAGUCAUUUUGUGCUUAAAAUAAGCCAAAAAAAUUAAUUGAAUCCGUUUAGCUUAGCUUAUCUAAAGUUUCAGCUUAUAAGCCAAAAAAAAAUAAAAUUGGACUACCCCAACUUUUUUUUUUUUGGGUUUAUAAGCUGUUUCCAGCUUAUAAAUUAUUUUUUUAAGCCCAUC
Lycium barbarum (goji berry) is the source of this 3771-nucleotide messenger RNA. Its product is annotated as probable linoleate 9S-lipoxygenase 5. The transcript has 9 exons. The record is from RefSeq and is a predicted model, not a curated record. The coding region runs from base 108 to 2699 and encodes 863 amino acids. Gene Ontology annotation, molecular function: oxidoreductase activity, acting on single donors with incorporation of molecular oxygen, incorporation of two atoms of oxygen; metal ion binding; protein binding. Lineage: Eukaryota; Viridiplantae; Streptophyta; Magnoliopsida; Solanales; Solanaceae. Gene Ontology annotation, biological process: lipid oxidation.